This is a messenger RNA of Radiomyces spectabilis, 570 nucleotides long. RefSeq names its product Isoprenylcysteine carboxyl methyltransferase family-domain-containing protein. Bases 1 to 570 code for a protein of 189 amino acids. Gene Ontology annotation, biological process: C-terminal protein methylation. Lineage: Eukaryota; Fungi; Mucoromycota; Mucoromycetes; Mucorales; Radiomycetaceae. Gene Ontology annotation, molecular function: protein C-terminal S-isoprenylcysteine carboxyl O-methyltransferase activity. Gene Ontology annotation, cellular component: endoplasmic reticulum; membrane. The transcript is spliced from 4 exons. The record is from RefSeq and is a predicted model, not a curated record.
AUGCCCCAAUUCGGAUUCUUCCUUGCCGCAUUAGCCUCGUUCCAUUUCUUGGAAUACAUAGCCACCGCACUCUUCAAUGCACACAAGUUGACAUUAGACUCCUUCCUCAUCAAUCACAGCGCUCAUUACCAUGCCGCACACGCAGCAGCCCUCAUCGAGUUUCUUGUGGAAUACUUCUUUUUCCCGUCUUGGAAAACGUUUGGCUGGAUCAAUUGCUUUGGUCUUGUUCUGGUGUUCAUCGGCCAGGCUGUACGAACUAUCGCCAUGUUUUCUGCCAGACACAAUUUUUCGCAUCACAUUGUUGAUGUGAAGGAAAGAGACCAUGUAUUAGUUACUCAUGGCAUUUACAGCAUUAUGCGACAUCCGUCGUACUUUGGUUUUUAUUGGUGGGCGGUCGGUGUCCAAUUUUUGCUACUCAAUCCCAUCUGCCUCGGUUUAUUUGUGUAUUGGCUCCACCGCUUCUUCUCCGAACGUAUCGUGUAUGAAGAGUAUACGCUUCUUCGUUUCUUUGGUAAUGACUGGAAAACGUACAAAGCCCGAACACCGACCUGGAUGCCCCUAAUUCCUUAG